CAAGGAAUUUGUCUUGGUGCACAUGCUCUCAAUGUACAUAAAAGAAAAGAUACGUUUCAUCAAGGUACAACAUUUACAACACAAUUGAUGGUCAAUAUAUCAAUAUAAAUUAUAAGGAUUGCCAGCAACAAGUUAUAGUCAUACAGUCAUAAGUGGAAAGAGAUUGGUGAUGGGAACUAUGAAACGAUUAAUAGUAGUGCAGAUUCAGUAAAUAGUCUGACAGUGUUGAGGGAAUUAUUUGUUUAGCAGAGUGAUGGCCUUCGGGAAAAAACUGUUCUUGUGUCUAGUUGUUCUGGUGUGCAGUGCUCUAUAGUGUCAUUUUGGCAGGUAAGAAUAAACUCUGAAUGUCAUAGCAGAUUUACAUAAACUUGAGCAUACUGCAGAAGUUUGGUUUAGUAAAAAUUUGUUUAAAAAAGAACAAUAUUACAGAAUUGAAUUAAUUUUCAAAAGGAGCAAACAAAACUUGCUAUAGAGCUGAGCAAUUCCCAUAUGACGAAACAGUGAUACAGGACUGCUGAUUAACAAAGACUCCUGCCAGGCUAUUAAGAACAAAUGUGGUCACAGAUGUCUAAAGCACUUUGGAUUUUUGUCUGUUGCUCAUUUUGUGCUGACCUGGUGCCUGCCUGGAGUUUCCCUCACAAGGUUCUUCGGAAGAAGUUUGCCAUUGCCUCCUUCCUGGGGCUGAGACAAAGUGACUGCCUAGAUAAGUAAAAGCUUAAAAUAUGUACCCAAAGUCUUUAGCAGGACUAAUGGAUCGGAAGAGACAUUCUCCUACUAAAGAUGCCACCAAUGGAAAGAGGCCUUUGCUUGUGUUACGGAGUGUAGCCAUCAGAACUCCACAUAGUGCUGAAGAGAUUCCAAAAACUUCACUUUUGGAAAUAAAAAUGACUGGAGUUUUUGAAAAGCAAAUAACUACUGCUGCACCAUUUCAACCAACCUUGGUAAAGAUCUGUGAUAAUAACAAAAGGCCGAACAUGCCUUCUGCAUACAGCAGCAAAUUAAAUCCUAUUCCUGUAGCACAAUUAUCUUGGAUAUCCCCAGACUGGCAUUAAACAUGCUAAAGGUUCUAACGCUAAAUUAAAUGUUGAACAAGAGAGGGAACAUAGGUGCGUUCCAUGUUUCCUGUGUUUACAUAAGAGACAAUCUUAUUAGCCUCUCAAAGGACUAAAACAAUAUUGUUCAUCCCGGAUCCCGUUAUCAACUGCUCCAUGCGACACUGAAACUGGAAACAUAAUAAUAAAAAUGUUACAAUCAAUCUUGGCUCCCCCUUUAAACAAAAGCUUGGCUUAUGUGCUACUUCAUUUGUAACAAAUCGUCUGUUUAUCCAGAGGUGGCAACGGACGCUCAGGCGCUCCGGGAACGCUCUUCUCCACGGCAGCUGAAGGAGGGCAGGAGGGCGGCCGGGCGUCUCUUCUGAUCAGGCCCUCGCUUUGCCUUCUUUCCUCGGCCUAAGCACACGAGCACCGGGAAAGGUCAGGAAGAAGCCCGGCUCUCUGGGGGAGAGGAAGGCCAAGCCUCCGAAAGAAAAUCCGGCCGGAGCUCCUGGCUUCGGAUCCCUCUGGCCAUUGGCGGCCAAGGUUUCCUCCCUCCCCGUCCCCCCCCCGGGAAGCAGACCUUCAACUUUGGGAAUGCCGAGGCCCCCUCCAGCCCCGCCGGCCGCUCUGCCUGGGCUACUGGGUUCCCACCUUCCGCUCCUCCCCUUCCCCAACAGUCCGCGGGAAGCGAGCGGAGCGGCCUUCGCCAGCCCAGGCAGGGCGGGCCACAAAGGCUUCUCGGCAGCCCAGGAUGCGGAGCCUGGCCAGAUGGAGCGCUGCCCUGGGCUUCCUGGCGCUCCUUCAGCCCGGCCGGGCCUUCUGGCUCCUCAACGUGCUCUUCCCGCCCAGCACCACCCCAGAAGCCGCCGCCUCCAACAGGACGCCCCCCGUGGUGCUGGUGCCCGGAUACCUUGGGAAUCAGCUGGAGGCUAAGUUGGACAAGCCAGAUGUGGUGAACUGGAUGUGUUACCGCAAGACCGAUGAUUACUUUACCAUCUGGCUGAACCUCAACAUGUUCCUGCCUUUUGGAGUGGACUGUUGGAUCGACAACACAAGACUGAUUUUCAAUAAAACCACCCGGAGCAUAACCAACGCCCCUGGAGUCCACAUCAGAGUUCCUGGGUUUGGCCAGACCUUUUCCGUGGAAUACCUGGAUGGUGGCAAAUUGGCCGGCUACAUGCACACCCUGGUGCAGCACCUGGUCAACAACGGCUAUGUGCGCGAUCAGAGCGUGAGAGCGGCUCCCUAUGACUGGAGGCUUGGCCCCACCGAGCAAAAGGUCUACUAUUCCAAGCUGCGGGGCCUCAUUGAGGAGAUGUUUGAAGCCUACCAGAAGCCGGUUUUCCUGAUCGGCCACAGCCUUGGCAACCUCCACAUCCUCUACUUCCUGAUCCAGCAGCCGCAGGCCUGGAAGGACCGUUUUGUUCAGGGCUUCGUUUCCCUAGGGGCCCCCUGGGGGGGAAUAGUGAAACCCAUGCGGAUCAUGGCUUCAGGUGACUAUCAGGGCAUUCCUAUUAUGACCAACAUUAAAUUGCGUGAAGAAAAGCGAAUAUCCACAAACACUCCCUGGGUGUUCCCCACCCACACAGCCUGGCCAGAGACGCACGUCUUCGUUUCUACCCCUUUCCACAACUACACCUACAGGGACUACCAGCAGUUCUUCCAUGAUAUCAACUUUGAAGACGGCUGGUUCAUGUGGAAUGACAGCAAGGAGCUGCUGGCAGGGCUGCCAGCCCCAGGCGUGGAGGUCUUCUGCCUCUUUGGCACUGGACACCCCACUCCAGAGACCUACAUUUACAAUGACCGCUUUCCCUACGAGGACCCAGUGGAUAUUAUCUAUGGGGACGGGGAUGAGAUGAUUAGCUGGCGCAGCAUAGAGAUGUGCAAAGAGUGGCGCAACCAGCAGCAUGAGAAGGUCCAUGUCCUGGAGCUGCCAGGAGCUGAGCAUCUCAACAUGGUCUUUGACAACCGUACUCUACAAUACAUCAGUGAAAUCCUGUCCGGGAACCUGGAGAAUGUGACUGCUACACAAGACCUGGGCGGAAGAGCCCUCUGAAUCCCCGUGGAAGGGAAGCCCUCCCCACUGAGAAACUGGCUGCUGUUUCUUCUGCUAGUGUGGGGAGGAACAUGAACGCUCCCAUGGCCACCGCACUGAAGCCUUCCCUACGUUGGAGAGACUCAAGGGUUGGCUGCCCCCCGCUCCGUGUUUGGUUUUAAUAUGAUAGUUCCCAUUUCCCCACCAUAGUUUGAAGAGACAAGUAGCCCAGAGCACACGCACUUAACAGGUUUCUGCAGAGUAGCAGCAACUUUUCAGAAAUCAUCAUGGUAUGUGGCAAAGAUCUUGGAAGGCGGCCUAGAGACCCUGCCCAGGGAAUGGUCAGAUAAGAGAUGGCAUAGCCUGCAGCUGUAUGGUGGGUGGAGCAAGAGACCCUCCCUAGUUUCUCACGCUGUAAAGGAGACAAUGGGAGAGUUGUAACUGCAGACUUGCAAGCUUCUGUUAAUAUAAUUUUACAAUAAAGUAGAAUUAGUACAUCUGG
Molecule: messenger RNA, 3571 nt
Organism: Ahaetulla prasina
Lineage: Eukaryota; Metazoa; Chordata; Lepidosauria; Squamata; Colubridae
Gene: LCAT
Product: lecithin-cholesterol acyltransferase
Exons: 6
Coding region: 1786-3090 (434 amino acids)
Biological process (GO): lipid metabolic process
Molecular function (GO): phosphatidylcholine-sterol O-acyltransferase activity
Source: RefSeq, a predicted model, not a curated record